AUGCCGGGUACACUGAGAAGGAAGCAUCGUCAAGAACUGACUCUUCGAAGAUCGUUCAUGGAAGUUAUGCAAGCCAAACUAUCUACUUCACUCUUCCGACGUCCGAGUGAUCAACAUUCACCUAAAUCCCCUGAAAAUCGACGAAGAGAUCCAUGUGCAGAACAUCGUUUCAAAGCACUACCACCUGCCCAUCGUUCAUCAGCUACCUCAUACACAUCGACGCAUAGUAUUCGCAACCUUCCACCCGAACUUCUAGCUUACAUCUUCGUCCUUGGUUGUGAAGAUGAUCCUAUGCUCCCGCUCUCCGUAUCUCAUGUUUGCUCUUUCUGGAGAGCGCUUGCGCUUAGUACACCCGUUCUGUGGCGCAGAGUCGUCCUUGGAUCUCAUUAUAGCAUGUGGGAGGAGACGAUGUACCGUGCGAGGGGUUGCACACUCGAUAUCGAAUUCAAACCGCAAAACCAUCGUGGACCUCUCGCGUUCUACGAAGUGCAGCGAUAUAUGCAUCUCGUUAUGCCUCAUAUUACUCGCUGGAGGUCGUUAAGUAUCGUUUUUUCAGAAUAUCAACCGUAUCUCUGGAACAGUGCACUGUCUGAAUGUUGUACAAAAAGUAGUUAUACUCAGGUGCCCGGACUGGAAGAGUUAUGCCUUGUGUACCGACACAAUGAUGACACUAAGGAGUUCUGCUUGUUCUCUGGGUUUGCUCCAAAACUCCGCCGCGUCACUUUGGAUGGAAUACGACUAACCUGGCUUCCAUCUCUAUUUCAAAAUCUCACAUAUCUUGAUUACACUCACCAUGGAAAAAGCAAUGGGUAUCACGCUAUUCAAGAAAUCGGCAACGUUUUACGUGUCUCCUCGAGAUUGAUAGAACUCCGGGUCUUAUUCCCAAACCAAGGCCACGUAACUCGCCCGCAAAAUACUCGAACAUCCCUUCCUUUUGGGUCGCUGUAUUUGCCAUGGUUGAGAGCACUCCAUCUUCGUGUCGAGACUAAGCAAAUACCAGAAGAAUUGGUUUUACUUGCUUCCAUAUUCAGUACACCACGACUUUCGGAGCUGCUUUUAAUAGACACCGUGGGCCAGCGGUUAGCGUUCCGACACAUCGAUGCAUUUUGGUCUGCUUAUACGAUUCCGUUUUCGUUGCGGACCCUCCAUUUACAGAAUGGGUGGUACACGGAAGAUUCCGUCGUUUUCCUUAGCAGGGUUGAGAACUUGAGGUGGCUGGUGCUACGUCGUGGUUGUUCCGAUGUUGUUCAUUGGCUUGAUCCUGAUAUUCAGCGUAGUGCUGAGCGGAAGUAGGCAGAAUCUCCGAAUUUGACUGAACUUGUAACGCAGGUCCCAGGAUCACACGGACCCUCAUUUUUUUUUGAUUGGACUGAACUGGGCUCAGCCAGGCUCAGCCGCUAAAAAUGAGUAGUCUGAAAUUCCUGAAUUCGGGCUAAAUUUGACCGCCGGGUUAUGAUUUUCUCAGUCUGCCUUCGACACAGCUUCGAUGGCUGAACACGGAUCAGGUGAAGGGAUCGUACCGUGCAGUAUCUAGAAUCAAUUUCCCAUUAUCAUAACGGGUCCUAUGUUUACUUGAGUUCUUCAAACAGUAAACUAAUGGAUUUCCUGGGAUCCGCGAAGCUCAGAAGCAAAGAGCUUGAGUGACGCCACGCAAACUUUGCACUCUAGCAGGUGGCUACAAAGGUUCUAACGUUAUUGCUCCUUGAACGAAUCCAUUCUCUCUAUUGCGGUGCUU
Lentinula edodes (shiitake mushroom) is the source of this 1735-nucleotide messenger RNA. RefSeq lists its product as uncharacterized. The record is from RefSeq and is a predicted model, not a curated record. Bases 1 to 1293 code for a protein of 430 amino acids. Gene Ontology annotation, molecular function: protein binding. The transcript is spliced from 3 exons. Lineage: Eukaryota; Fungi; Basidiomycota; Agaricomycetes; Agaricales; Omphalotaceae.